Molecule: messenger RNA, 3607 nt
Organism: Arvicola amphibius (Eurasian water vole)
Lineage: Eukaryota; Metazoa; Chordata; Mammalia; Rodentia; Cricetidae
Product: zinc finger protein 25-like
Exons: 6
Coding region: 228-1595 (455 amino acids)
Biological process (GO): regulation of transcription by RNA polymerase II
Cellular component (GO): nucleus
Molecular function (GO): RNA polymerase II cis-regulatory region sequence-specific DNA binding; DNA-binding transcription activator activity, RNA polymerase II-specific
Source: RefSeq, a predicted model, not a curated record
CUGAACCGCUGCCCAAGUGACGUGGCGCCCACUCGCAGCUUCCUCGUCCGCCCGCCACGUCAGCGUCCGCCCGCUUCUCAGCCACCCCCGAACGUCUGCAGCGGAGACCGCGGGACUCCCUGACACCGCUGUCACCGAGGAGACCCGGAGCUGUGGCAUACGGUUUCUUAUGACUUCACUCUCCCAACUUUAAAGGGUAGAAACCCCUUCUAAAAGCACAACCGAAAAUGAACAAGUUCAAGGGACCCGUGACAUUAAGGGAUGUUACUGUGGAAUUCACCAAGGCAGAAUGGAAGUUACUGACCCCUGCUCAGAAGUCGCUUUACAAGAACGUGAUGCUGGAGAACUACCGUCACCUGGUCUCUGUGGGUUACCGUGUGAUUAGGCCGAGUGUGAUCUCCAAGUUGAGGAAAGGAAAAGAGCCGUGGGUAUUAGAAAGAGAACUUCCAAAUCGGAACCGUGCUGACAAACGAGGGAAUGCUGCUGACCCCAGAGCCAAACACCAGGAACAUCAGGCUGGAAAUGCAAGGAAAGGAGAACUCAACAGACGUCGGAAAGCUGCCACCCAGCACGAAAGCUACGACUGCAGUGAAUGCGGAAAGUCCUUCUGCCAGAAGUCUUCCCUCGUUGUGCACCAGGAAACGCACACCAAGAAGUCCUAUAAGUGUGAGAAAUGUGGACAAUCUUUCUAUAAAAAUGAAGAGCUCACGGCUCAUCAGAAAGUUCACACCAGAGAGAAAACCUACGCGUGUAAAGAAUGUAACAAAAUCUUCUACCACUUAUCAUCCCUUACUAGACACCUGAGAAUCCAUGCAGGGGAGAAACCCUAUGAAUGUAGCCAGUGCGAGAAAUCAUUCUACCAGAAGCCACACCUCAUGGAACAUCAGAAAACACACACCGGGGAGAAACCUUUUGAGUGUAAGGAGUGUGGGAAGUUCUUCUAUGUGAAGGCAUACCUCCUGGUGCACCAAAAGACACACACGGGGGAGAAACCUUUUGAGUGUAAGGAGUGUGGGAAGUUCUUUUCCCAGAAGUCACACCUCACAGUGCAUCAGAGGACCCACACAGGGGAGAAACCCUAUAAAUGUAAGGAAUGCGGGAAACUCUUCUCUAGGAACUCACACCUCAAAACACACCAGAGAACGCACACAGGCGAGAAGCCCUACAAGUGUAAGGAAUGUGGCAACUGCUUCUACCAGAAGUCAGCCCUCACUGUGCACCAGCGAACCCACACUGGGGAGAAGCCCUUUGAAUGCAGUAAGUGUGGGAAAACCUUUUACUAUAAGUCAGACCUCACCAAACACGAGAGGAAACACAGCGGGGAGAAGCCCUAUGAGUGUACGGAGUGUGGCAAAUCCUUCUCUGUAAACUCAGUCCUCAGACUACACGAGAGGACUCACACGGGAGAGAAGCCCUAUGAGUGUGACAUCUGUGGGAAGUCCUUUUCUCAGAAGUCACAUUUUGUCAUACACCAGAGGAAGCACACGGGGGAGAAGCCCUAUGAGUGCCAGGAGUGUGGGGAAAAUUUUAUCCAGAGGUCACAGCUCACCACACAUCAGAAGACACAUGCCAAGAAAGGGAAAACUUCCAAGUAGCCUGAGUUCCGGGUUCCUGCCAUAGUUCAUCCUUCUGAUGUAAUCCACUCAGUAGGAGAACCGUCUAAGUAUCGAGGAAAGAUUUGUCAGCCAUGUUUAUCUUUUCCGUAUAGAAUUAUCAGCACAUGUAUAGAAGGAAAUUCUGUGGUGUUAUUAGGAAGACCUUUACAAUACGGCCAAUUUUUAUAGACAUCAGGUGACAGAAACUGUAAGACAUGAGAGAUAAAAUGGGGCAGAAAUCAAGUGAGUGUCCGGAAGUUCUGUCCUGCAUCAGGCACUAUGCAUUCCAAGUACACAGUGAGGACCUCCCAUGGGUGUCCAGUCUCUUCACACGGUUGCACGUGUCUUAAAAAGAUCAAGGGGGAUUAGUGCACAGAUUGCAGCAGAUAUGGAAGCCUUAUCAGGAACACAUCCAUCACUGAAUGCUGGUUAUACUAAUACUUUGAUCAUAGCUAAGUAGGCAUUUUCAGUAUUUGAAAUAUUUUUAAGAAAAACGAAAGGAAUUUGUCCUGGAGGCAGCAGUCACGCUGUGAAUCAAGUUGCCAAUUCCAAGACUGAUUUUCCUUCCUAAAGAAACAAGCAACGAAACCAGAAACCAAUAAAUACCACACAUAUCAAACUAUUUAGAGAGCUAAAAUAAUCAGGAAACACCACUAAACCGACGUGUUUUUGAUAUGUAGAAUGUAGGUGUGUAUAUGGGUAUCUACAAAACACAUUUGUACGUGUGUGACUUGCCCGUGGGACUCAUCGGUUAUUGUGCCUAAGCUCAGUAACUAGAAUGUGUGAGAACACUUGCACAUCAGCAGUGAUCUCCAUUGAUAGUGUUGUUACUGUAACCUCCGUUGGCGUAUAUUUUAAACACACAGUGUAUCUUUUCAUCUACUUCCCGGCACUUACAAAUGGGUUCAGACAUUGUUACUAAGUGGACCCUUCAGAAGACUCUUAAAGGCCUUUGUAAUUUUUCCAGCUAUAUGGUGAUCAGCUGCACUUUGGGUUGGAGAUGCAGCUGUAGCAGUCUGAACUUAUCUUACUGUAGAUGUUGUGGAGUGGUGGUAUCUGUGUUUGUAUUUUGUAUGAAAAAUACCUCAUUGUUUUUUCUUCUCUUUCUGGGUAGCGGAGGCAACAUGGCCAGUGACUAAAACUGAGAUUCUAGGCUCCUACUACCUUGACCCAGACCCCAGCAUGGCCAUGCCAUGCAACUUCACUGUGCCUCAGCUUCACUUCCUGUGAGAGCAACGGCAGUGGCACCCUAAAAUUGCCUUGAGGUUGAAAUAGGUUGGCAUUUUAAAGCACUCAGAACAGUGUCUGUGAAAUGUAAAAACUUGACAUUCGGUAAUAUUCUCAUUAAUUUGUAUAUCCUGAAUCAUACAUUGGAAGGUCGGCAGCCCACUACCAAUCUCCCACCCGAUUGCUGUUAGUGCCUUGAUUUGAUUUGGCUGUGUGUCUACCCACGGUGGCUCAGGAGCAGAUCCAUGAACCAUGGUCCAUCUGCCAGAUCCACGGCCCAUUCUUAUAGCCUCUAAGCUGAGAUUACUUUUUUAUUACUCAAUUAUUGCAAGAAUGAAAUGUUUUGUGACACAUGAAGGUGGCAUGAAACAAAAUGCCAGUGUCUCUAAAUGAAGCACUUUGAGAACACUAUUCCAAACCCAUUUUCUUACCCUCUGCCUGUGGCUGCCGUCACACUGCUGGCAGAGCUGAGUAAUACAGGCAGACAGACCACAUGGCUAAUAGAGCCUAAGACAUCGACGACUCAGCACUUUACCACACAGGUUCCGGUUACUCCGGGCUGCACACCCUGCAGCGGGUCCUGAGCCCACUCUUAUAAAUGUUCUGUUUAUUAAACAUGGGUGGGUGACUUCUGUGUAGUAUAUUUAUUUUGUGCAUCGUAUUUAUAUGUGGAAAAAGCCUAGGCUUAGAAGUAUUUUUCCCAAAGAAAUGUGAUUUUUUUUACUUACUGAAUUGUUACAGUAAAACAAUUUCCUGAUGAAAUGUAACAAAUAUAUGAAAUAAAC